AUGGCUUUAAAUCAGGAAAUGGCUUGCGUUUACGCUGCUCUCAUCCUUCAGNGAACCUUCCUUCUUGGCGCUCCUAUUGUUUUGAAGAUAGAAGUGUAUAACCUCAUCACGUCGGUGUCUUCUGGAGUUGGUUCUGGAGGUGGAGCUGCAGCACCCGCCGGAGGCGCUCCAGCUGCCGCUGCCCCUGCUGCAGCUGCUCCAGCAGAGGAGUCCGACGACGACAUGGGAUUCGGCCUUUUCGAUUGA
Haemonchus placei is the source of this 246-nucleotide messenger RNA. The record is from the annotation of a GenBank genome assembly. NCBI's taxonomy places the organism in Eukaryota, Metazoa, Nematoda, Chromadorea, Rhabditida, Trichostrongylidae.